This is a messenger RNA of Rosa rugosa (rugosa rose), 1837 nucleotides long. Its product is annotated as lysM domain receptor-like kinase 3. The record is from RefSeq and is a predicted model, not a curated record. The transcript has a single exon. NCBI's taxonomy places the organism in Eukaryota, Viridiplantae, Streptophyta, Magnoliopsida, Rosales, Rosaceae. The coding region runs from base 164 to 1564 and encodes 466 amino acids. Gene Ontology annotation, molecular function: protein kinase activity; ATP binding. Gene Ontology annotation, biological process: protein phosphorylation.
AGCCCUAGAAGUCCAAAAAAAACAAAACACUUGAUCACCACUUCAGUGCAACUCCGAUUCCCAUUGCAGCUUACUAAAAUACGCCGCCGCCGCCGCCGCCGCCGCCGGCCUAAGUCAGAGACCCGCCGCAGCAGCAACAAGAAAACAUCUUUGAAAACAUUAAAUGCCUCUUCAGCAAUCUCCCCACAAUAAAAACCACCCAAGCCAUAUAUUGUCGGUGCCACCAGCCACCCAUAUGUGCAAAACCAAAAUGGCCGUCGACGCCGCCCAGCCCACCUCCUCCCCUCGACCCACAACCCAAUUGUCCGAAUCCGCCCGGACCCAGACCCGAACCCGAACCCAAACCCGACCCACCUUCCCCACCACCUCCUCCUCCUCCUCCGAGCCCUCCACCUCCAGCUCAAACACAAGCUACAAGCUCUCCUCCACCACCUCCACCUCCAGCCAAACCUCCCUCACCGGCUUCCGCCUCUCCCUCCCCGAAAACCCUAACCUCUACGACCUCUCCGAAAUCCACGCCGCCACCAACAACUUCCUCGCCAAGCGCUUCAGCUCCACCUCCUCCACCCCCUCCUGGCGCUGCACCCUCCGCGGCAGAGACGCCGUCGUUUUCCAGCGCAAGUUCCGCCGCAGGCUCGAAACCCAAGAACUCAAGAACCGGCUCUCCAUGCUCUGCCGCAGCCACCACACCUCCAUCGUCAAGCUCCUCGGCGCCUCCGUCUCCGGCGACAACAUCUUCUUGGUCUACGAAUUCGUAAGCAACUGCGCCAGCCUCGCCGCGUGUCUGAGAAACAAGAUCAACCCCAAUUUCACCGUGCUGUCGACGUGGGCGUCAAGAAUGCAGGUCGCCGCCGACCUCGCUCAGGGCCUCGAUUACGUUCACAACAAUACAGGCCUCAAUGUCACCAUAGUCCACAACCGCAUCAAGAGCAGCAGCUUUUUGGUGACGGAGCCUAAUUGCAAUGGCAGGAUAUGCCAUUUCGGGACUGCCCAGUUGUGCGGCGAGACCGAUUUCCAUACCCAGAUGGAUUCCAAGCCCAAAUCCGCAGUUUCGGGUGAGAUCAUUGAGGUGGGUGAAGAAAUGGGUCGGAGCCCGAAGUCGAAACUGGGACGAUCCGACAGCGGAAAAGCCCAAUUCGAAGGAGAGAGAGGGUACAUGUCGCCGGAGUUUCAGACCACCGGCGUCGCCACCCAAAAGUCCGACGUGUACGCAUUCGGGGUCGUAAUUCUGGAGCUGUUGUCGAGCCAGGAGCCGUUCAAGUACAAGUUCGAUAAAACCCGCGGUGAUUUUAUCAGAACCUCCGUCGUCGACUCCGCUCAAGCCGCCGUCGACAGCGGCGGUUUGAGGACGUGGGUGGAUAGCAGGCUGAAGGACUCGUUUCCCGUCGAUGUGGCCGAGAAGCUGACACGUCUGGCGCUGGAGUGCGUACACGUGGAGCCAGAUAAGCGACCCAGCAUGGGACGCGUGGCGGGGAAGAUCUCCAAGUUUUACUUGGAUUCCCGGACUUGGGCGGAGAAUUUGAGAAUGCCCACCGGAAUUUCGAUCUCGCUGGGUCCGAGAUGAUCGAAGGGGAAUUUUAAUUUAAAUUUUUUUUUUUUUUGUAUUUUUGUAAUUAUUUGAUUAUUAAGGUUCCAAAAAAAUGAGAGUGACAUAACUCAUUAUUGAACAUAAACAAUGAUACUCUGAUUUGACAAUGACAGCAGUUGGGAAUUAUGGAUAUUGUUUAUAGGGAUCAAGGCUGCUACUAAUAAAAAAUAGUGAUGAGAAUCGGAAGGACGAAGAUUUUGUUUUCAGACAAAUGUAUAUAAUUAUGUAGAUGAGUCAUUUUGUUUUGUA